AUGGCUAUCGAGAAGCGUAAAUCCAGUGGAGAUGCUGGACCACCACACAAAAAGGUCAGGAGCGACCACAACGGCGUGCAUCCAGACAGACAGCGACUUCAGAAUGGUAGUGGAAAGCCACAGGACGGCAAAGAUGGAUUUCUGAACGGAACCAGCUCGAAAGAAGCUCAUUACAAGCAAAAACAACUCAGAGCCGAACGAGUCGCAGCCAAGCCAAAUGCUGAUAAUAUAGCUCGCAGCAAGAAGAUCUGGGAACGGUUGAGGAUCAAGAGUGCUGUGCCCAAAGAUGAACGCAAGAAGCUGGUCGAAGAACUCUUUAGCAUCAUCACUGGCCGCGUCAAGGACUUUGUCUUCAAACACGAUAGUGUCCGAGUCGUUCAAUGCGCGAUCAAGUACGCUACACCAGAACAGAAGACGCAGAUCGCUCAAGAGUUGAAGGGCAGCUAUCGAGAACUAGCUGAGAGCAAAUACGCCAAAUUCCUGGUUGCUAAAUUGAUCACCAGUGACUCGAGCGCAAAAGGCGAGAACAAAGUGCGAGAUGUCGUAGUUCCUGAAUUCUACGGACACGUCAAAAGAAUGAUCCGACAUCCUGAAGCGAGCUGGAUCAUGGACGACAUAUACAGGACGAUUGCCUCGCCUCAACAGAAAGCACGCCUGCUGAGGGAAUGGUACGGUGGAGAAUUUGCGUUACAGUCACUACAGAACAAACAUGAAGAAGUUACGGCUGACCUUGCUCAGAUCUUGAAGGAGAGCCCAGGCAAGAAAAGUCCGAUAAUGCAACAGCUAAAAGAGAUGACGAACCAGCUGGUGCAGAAAAAGACCACUGGGUUCACCAUGCUACAUGACGCGCUGCUGCAGUACUUCCUCAACUGUAACGUCGGAAGUCCUGAGCACGGUGAGUUCCUCGAGAUGUUACGAGACGACGAAGAAGGCGAUCUAUUCAAGAACUUGGCGUUUACAAAAUCCGGCUCAAGAAUCGUAUGUCUUGCUCUGGCAUACGGCAGCUCAAAAGAUCGCCGCGUCAUCCUCAAACACUACAAGACACACAUGAAGCUGAUGGCGGCCGACACAUGGGCUCACAUCGUACUUCUCGCUGCCUACGAAGUAAUCGACGACACCGUCAUGACCGCAAAAGCCAUCUUCCCUGAACUAACAAGCAAAGACCUAGACUCCGAAGCACAACAACAAGAAACAAUGAACAUGGCACUAAACAUCAACGCCCGCAUACCACUGCUCUACUUAAUGGCAGAAGACUCACCAAAAUGGCUCCUCGACACCGCAGACCACGAAAUGCUCAAAGAAAUCCGACAAAUCCGCAAAGAAACCAGCAAAAAAGACCCGUCGACGCGACGCACCGAACUGAACAAAGUACUCAGCCAGCCGCUCCUGGAUUUCAUCGCGUCACAAGCCGAAACACUCCUCCAAUCCAGCUACGGUUGCCAAUUCAUCGGCGAAGUCCUCCUCGGUGCAAUUGGCGACAAACAAGCCUCAUUAAAUACUCUCAGCUCCCUCGCGAUCGAAGAACACACAGCCGAAACACUAGUCACCCCUCACGCCGGCAGACUCUACAAAACACUCGUUCAGGGUGGUCGCUUUGACCCAGUGACCAAGACAGUUACACCGAGCGAUCCACCACUGGGUUUUGGCAAUUUACUCUUCGAUACACUCUCAAGUCACAGUGACGAUACCUUACUCUCCUGGGCGACGAGUUCGAAUUCCUGGUCGUUGGUGGCGAUGUUGGAGAAUGAGCAGUUUGAGCACAAGGAGGACUUGGUCAAGUAUCUACAGACGCAUGCAGGGGACCUACAGUCUCCGAAGGAGGAUGGUGCUGCUAAUGCUGGGACGAAAGUGUUGUUGGAGAGGAUUGGAGGUAGUGUUGAGGGUGGUGGGAAAGAUGCUGAGAAGGAGAGUAAGAGUGCGAAGCAGGAAGACAGUAUAGUGUCAGAGAUGAGUGAGACAAAGGACAAAAAACCAAAGAAGGAGAAGAAGACUACUGGCACGGCAGAUAAUGCUGAGGAGCAGCAACCGAAGAAGAAGAAGAGCAAGAAGUCUGUAUAG
Molecule: messenger RNA, 2058 nt
Organism: Lithohypha guttulata
Lineage: Eukaryota; Fungi; Ascomycota; Eurotiomycetes; Chaetothyriales; Trichomeriaceae
Gene: puf6
Product: Pumilio y domain member 6
Exons: 2
Coding region: 1-2058 (685 amino acids)
Biological process (GO): regulation of translation
Cellular component (GO): nucleolus
Molecular function (GO): mRNA binding
Source: RefSeq, a predicted model, not a curated record